AGUCACAUUAGACAACUUUUGGAAAACGAGAAGGCUAAUCCAAACACACUGCUUCCAGAAAAGGACUUCACUCCUCUUCAUUAUGUUGUUGGGUGUGAUUCACUGUUGUUUGCUGAGGAAGUAGCAAAAUUAUUUCUACAGCAUGGAGGUGAUCCAAACAUCAGGAAUUCGGAUGGGUUGACACCAGUACAUGUUGCUGCUGCUUGGGGCCAUGCAGAUCUGCUGAGGCUUUUGCUUCUGAAUGGUGGGGAUCCAUGGCUUCAGGAUAAUGAAAGCUGUACUGCAUUUCAUUAUGCUGUCCAGGAGGCUCAUUGGAAUGUAGCUGAAGUACUUCAUCAGUUUCAUUUGAAAGAUAUUUCUCUGCAGCAAGCCAAUAACAGCUCCAUUGAGAAACCAAAGUAUGAGGUAAAUCUUGAAAAAGUUAUCCUCUCCAAUGGUGAUAUCCUUUUGGAAUGUGGCGUUAGCUCCACUGUUCCUGAAAGUCGGUCGACAUUAAAGGAUUCCGUUUCACUUUUUUCUGGUCGUUAUUCAGAUCUAUAUGUGGGUAAUAAUCUAGUUGACAAUUUGAAGCAGUCUUCCAAUGAAAAAAGUAAAAAGCAUAUACAAAUGCCAAAGAGUGGUGUACAUUCCUCAGGAUGCAGCAAUUUGUUCUUCUCAGAUUCCAGUAUUUCUACUAAAGAUGCAAGCAGAGUCAUAGAAUGUAUAACAUUAAGUAGUAGUGAAACUUCAGAUAAGAACAACUAUUCAAGUGAAUGUAAAGUUAUAUCAUCAGAUCAAAAUUCUGAUAUGUCUUCAAUAUGCUCAGAGGCGAGCAUCCAAAAAUCUGCUACUGAAAAAUGUGUAUCAUUUGAAUACAAGCAGUCUUCAUCAGUAUUUUCAACAAAAUCAUUUACAUCGGGCAAUUCAGCGAAAUCGAGAAGAAAACUUUUGCCACGUUUUGGCAGGAACUUGGGCAGUAAUAGUACACACUGUGACUUCAACAGUUCUUGUAUGACUGUUGAUCAGCAAGAAAAUAGUACAAAUGAAGCUGUGAAGCACAUCACUGAAAAUAUGCUGCACUCUGUAACAUGCUCAUUGGAAAAGUUAUCAGUGGAUAGUAGCUGUGAUGGCAUUGAGACUUUAGAUUCAUCGCAUUCUUUAUCCAGGAGAAACCUUAGUUUAAGGACGUGUUCACGUUCAGAGCUUUCUCAUUCAGAACUUAACAAUGGUUUCUUGGAUAAAGAUACUCACAAAGGUAUGAAUUGUACACCUGGAAAGUAUGAUGAAGGCAGUAUUGUCUGCUGGAUGUUUCAAAGUACUCCAAAGAAAAAACACCUUUCUUAUGAAAGGGAUGCAUCUUAUGAGGGACAGCUAAAAGUAAAUAAAAAUCAGAAACCAGAAUUGGCUGCAACUACAAAUGCAGGUAGUGACUUGAUAGCAGGAGUGGUAUUGGAGAAAAGUGUUCAAUCCUUACAAAAGAUUCUAAGUGAAGAUACUUCUCCAAAAUCAGAUUUGCAUAUCUGCCUAGAAGGAACAAGUGAUUCUGGUCGAUCAACAAAGACCUCUGAUUAUGUUAACUUCUGUACGUGCAGUUCAGACUCAUCAUCCAGCAGUGGAUCAUAUUUCAGUAUAACUGAAGAAUAUAGAUAUACAGAUGAAGAAAAUGGAAUAGUCCUUAAAGAACGUAGAAUCUUAACUGAAAAGUGCAGCAUUCCUGAUGAUGUUUUUGAAAGUGUGAAGAUUCCUGCAGAAUGCUGUGUAAACCUCUCAUUGCCUGAUUCACUGUCAUCAUCAUCAACAUUGUCUUCACUCAAACUGAACGUGGAUUAUGAUACAGAAUCUCUGCGGGCAGAACUGAAAGAGAGAAACUGUAUUCCAGGGCCAAUUACCAAAACAACAAAGAGAUUGUAUUUAAAGAAACUUGUCAAACUGAAGAAGACUGUUGUUAUUUCUUUUAAAUUAAAUGUUUACAGUCCAGAGCUUGAGUGCACCUUGAAGACAAUGGAGUGGGUGAAUGGUCUUGCUGCCUAUAUCAAGUUGGAACAAGAAGUAGCUACUCAAUUUUCAAAUCCUAGUUGUGAAAGAAGAUGGCGAGGUGGUAUAACGAAAUCAGCAUUCUGUUAUCUGUUACUUGAUCCAAGAGUAACCAAAAAUCUUCCAUGUAGGACACAAACAAUGCAGCCUCUCCAGAUCUGGCAAACGUUUCUGUCAUCUGUCUUUUAUAUUGGCAAAGGUGUGCGAAAUAGGCCAUAUUCUCAUCUGUAUCAGGCAGCUUCUUUAUGGAAAACAAAAUCGAAGUCUUCAGACAAGAAGGUACAAUACAUUUUAGAUAUAUGGAGUGAAGGGUUUGGAGUUGUAUGCCUUCAUGUGUUCCAAAAUGUUAUACCUGUUGAGGCUCACACCCGUGAGGCAGCUAUGAUAGAAGCUAUGGGUUUGAAGGCAUUGAAAAAUGUUCGUCACAGUGAGUAUUAUGGAACUGCUGCAACUUGGAAUUCAAAGCAGCGACGAAAAUUAGGUGUUUAUCUUCUCUACAGAGCAUUGCUGGUUUUUUUGAGCGAAGGGGAGAGGCAGCUUGGACCAGAAAACUUAUAG
Messenger RNA from Schistocerca piceifrons (Central American locust), 2571 nucleotides. RefSeq lists its product as uncharacterized. Lineage: Eukaryota; Metazoa; Arthropoda; Insecta; Orthoptera; Acrididae. Gene Ontology annotation, molecular function: endonuclease activity; protein binding. The transcript has 7 exons. The record is from RefSeq and is a predicted model, not a curated record. The annotation marks the transcript as partial.